Molecule: messenger RNA, 1136 nt
Organism: Telopea speciosissima
Lineage: Eukaryota; Viridiplantae; Streptophyta; Magnoliopsida; Proteales; Proteaceae
Product: zinc transporter 1-like
Exons: 3
Coding region: 17-1081 (354 amino acids)
Biological process (GO): zinc ion transmembrane transport
Cellular component (GO): plasma membrane
Molecular function (GO): zinc ion transmembrane transporter activity
Source: RefSeq, a predicted model, not a curated record
UCUUCUUAGUUGAAUCAUGGAGAAGGUUUUAGGAAUCUUGUCUCUUCUAUUUCUUCUCCUCCUCCCUGUAUUAGUUUCAGGUGAUUGUACAUGUAGCAGUGCAGACGACUCAGAAAUUAACAAAGAUGAAGCACUUAAGUACAAGAUAGGAGCCAUCGCUUCCAUUCUGUUUGGUGGUGCAGUUGGUGUAUGUAUUCCUAUUUUGGGGAAAAGAUUUUCGGCUUUAAAGCCGGAAAACGAUAUUUUCUUCAUAAUCAAAGCUUUUGCAGCCGGCGUGAUUCUUUCGACGGGGUUCAUACAUAUAUUACCAGAUGGAUUCGUUAAGUUAACAUCUCCAUGUCUCAAUCAGAACCCAUGGGGGAAUUUUCCAUUCGCAGGCUUCAUUGCAAUGUUGUCUGCAAUUGGGACAUUAAUGGUUGAUACUUUUGCUACUGCUUACUUCAACAAAUCUCACUUUAACCAGGCUAAACCAGUGGGCUCUGAUGAGGAGAAUGGAACAGAGCAUUCUGGUCAUGUUCAUGUUCAUACACAUGCCACCCAUGGUCAUUCACAUGGGUCUUCGGCGGUCGCCGCAGCCGAUGAUUCAGCAGCUUCGGAACUUAUCCGGCAUCGUGUCAUAUCGCAGGUUUUGGAGUUGGGGAUUGUGGUUCACUCUGUGAUCAUAGGGAUUUCAUUGGGUGCUUCUGAAUCUCCCAGUGUAAUAAGGCCUCUGGUUGCAGCCCUGACUUUCCACCAGUUCUUUGAGGGUAUGGGACUUGGUGGAUGCAUCACACAGGCAAAAUUCAAAACCAGAGCUGUUGUAACUAUGGCUCUUUUCUUCUCCCUUACUACACCGGUUGGGAUCGCAAUAGGUAUAGGGAUAACGAACGUUUACAAGGAGAAUAGCCCCACCGCUCUCAUCAUUGAAGGAGUUUUUAAUGCUGCUGCGGCCGGUAUUUUGAUUUACAUGUCGCUGGUCGAUUUACUCGCAGCUGAUUUCAUGAAUUCCAGAAUGCAAAGCAAUAUGAGACUUCAGAUAGGAGCUCAAAUCUCCCUUCUCUUGGGGGCUGGAUGUAUGGCUGUUUUGGCCAAAUGGGCUUGAGCUGUUAAUAGGUGGGCUUUGUGUCAAAUGCCUUUUUUUUUCUUUUUUUUCUUUU